Acanthosepion pharaonis is the source of this 1995-nucleotide messenger RNA. The record is from the annotation of a GenBank genome assembly. NCBI's taxonomy places the organism in Eukaryota, Metazoa, Mollusca, Cephalopoda, Sepiida, Sepiidae.
AUGAUUGCUUUCUGUUCUGUGUUUUUUGGUUUUUCUGGUUUCUUUGUUUUUUGGGUUUUUUUCUUUGGUUCUUUGUUUUUUGGGUUUUUUUCUUUGGUUCUUUGUUUUUUGGGUUUUUUUCUUUGGUUCUUUGUUUUUUGGGUUUUUUUCUUUGUUUCUUUGUUUUUUGGGUUUUUUUCUUUGUUUCUUUUUUCUUUGUUUCUUUUUUCUUUGUUUCUUUUUUCUUUGUUUCUUUUUUCUUUGUUUCUUUUUUCUUUGUUUCUUUUUUUCUUUUGUUUCUUUUUCUUUGUUUCUUUGUUUCUUUUUUCUUUGUUUCUUUUUUCUUUUUUGUUCUGGUGCUUUUUUUCUGUUCUGAGUAAGUCCUUGGCCCAGUUGCACUGGUGCUUCAACAACAAGAAAGUGAAAUCACUGGAUCUCGUCUUCGAAUCUUGUGUCAUCCAUGGCUCAGGUCAACAAUGUGAAAACUCAGCUGGGGACCAAAUGUACAAAUUUAUUCAAGUGGCUGAUUUUGAUUAUCAAGAAAUGGAAAUUCUCCAAAAUGAAAAAGUAAAAUCAUCAUAUGCUAUUGCACCAAUGCCAGAUGACAUUUCAGUCUAUAAGCUUCACAAGUUUUUCUGUCAAAUGGAUUUGAAUGAAACCAUUCAAGAAAUCGAAAACACAAAAAAGGAAAUUUUGUAUCUAAGUCAAUUUGCUCCGGGAGGAAGAAGCAGUCUUUCUUGGCCAGUUGGUUUACCUGCUCCUUUUAAACCAAAAAAUCGAUUUGAUGUCAUCCACUGGCAAUAUUUUACAGCAACCCACCUUUAUUUUGAUAGUGACUACUCCAAUGAAAAAUUAUUGAAAGGGGUUAACAAAAUGGACGUGGACGAAAUUAUCUCCUUUUCCAUCCAAGAACUGAACAAACGUUACAACAAGCGCUACAGCUUCUCUCACCUGGUCAACGGCUACCGGCGGUUUGACCCUUUUCGAGGAAUGGAGUAUAUUCUUGAUCUUUCCAUGCAUGACACACAUGCAAGCAAUGUGGCUGUUGAAAAGCGGGUACAUCUCGUACGUCCGUUGGGUCAGGUUGAGAUCAUCCCCAUGCCUUACGUGACGGAAAACACUCAAGUAAACCUUAUUCUUCCCGUGUCGGAUGAAGACAAGGAUGAAUUUGGCAGCUUUUUAGAUGCCUAUGCUCAUACCUGCCUCGACACAGGUGACAAUACGAAUUUACUUAUCAUAUUUGUCUACAAAAACAAUUCCAAAAUGCUUAAGGACGAUAAAUUUUACGUUCUCAAGUCAAUGAUUACAUAUUAUGACAACAAAUAUCAGAACAAAGGGAAAAUAACUUGGACAAAAUACGAAACGAAGGAAACGUAUGUUUCAGAUUUAAUGUUAAUGGAUACGAUAACGAAACGGUUUUCACCAGAAGCUUUGCUAAUGUUUUGCUCCGUUGGUAUGGAACUAACCACAGAUUUUUUUAACCGCGUCCGCAUGAAUAAUAUCAUUGAAUGGCAAGUAUUCUUUCCAAUUGCUUUUUGGCAAUACAAGCCAAACUUAAUCUACAACAAGCGGCCAUAUCCAACAACAAUUGAGUUAAAGCGAAACGUCGGCCAUUUUGAUAUCUAUUCCUAUGAACACAGCAGUUUUUACAACAAGGACUUCCAGAAUGCCCGUAAAGGAUUGACAUGGGACGAGUCCCGAAAAUUAGACCUUUUCAAGUUGUUUCUUCGUCAGAAGAAACUGCACGUUUUCCGAGCUAUCGAACCCACGCUGAAACAUCGGUACAAGGCGAUUUAUUGUGACCGCACAUCUCCAGCUUAUAUUUACGAGCGUUGCAACAAACGAAAACUAGAAGCUCUUGCCAACCGUCCACAAUUGGCACGAUUAAUAUUUGAAUAUGAAGAGAAAUUAGAAGCAGCAAAGAAAAAGAAUCCUGCAAAGAAAACAGUAGUGUUGGAUACGAUAAAAUCUACCGCAUCGAAGACAAAAGACAGUAAAAAGAAGAUUAUGCACUGA